AUGUCCAACUACCACUUUCCGUUGUAUGAUAGAUCUUGUUCGGUGUUUCAAAGACGUUUUAAACAGGUAUAUUUUCAACUCAAUCCGUUUCUAGAGAGAACCAGUCUAAAAGAUGAAGAUGCCGAGAUUUAUCAACCCAAUAAAUUCUGGGAAUAUUUAUAUUCUGAUAGUUGGAGUGAUGAUUGUUCAUUACGAGUAUUAGAAGGUGAAUUAUUAGAACUAUUGAUGAUGUUAUUAUGUAUAAUGGAGAAAGAAGAAGAAGUUAAUAGUUAUUUAACAUUUGCCUACGCUAAAAAUAAAAGACGAGUUCAUAAAUGUUACACAGAUGUCACAGACAAAAAAGAAGAAUUCACAACAGAGACGAGAGCUUCCUUUGGAGCUUUUUAUAAAUAUUUAGUAGAAGAAAAUAAAUUCGAUCCAAGAUUCAAAAAGGCCAACCAGAGAAAGAAGAAAAUGGCGGAAAAAAUCAAAUUAAAGAAGGAUUCAAAAUUGUCAGACAAGGGAUUAAAAACUAACAAAAGCAUGUUCGACACACAUAAACUCAACAAGAAAUACAGCAUUGAAAAGAUACGUGCAAUAAAGUUAAAGAAGGAAAAAAAGCCCCCGGUGCUUAAUAUUUUACGGAAAUUCUGCCGAGUUAACCGUAUGAUGAAUAGUUUGGCGCCAAAAGCUGUACCCAGGAAAUCGAUAGUAGAUGCAAACAAAGCCAAACAGUCUGCCAAAGCGUUUGGAAUGUUCCGACGUCUGAACAAAAAAGCUACUGCAGAAGUCAAACCUGCAGUAGAAGUAGGAAAGCUGAAGACUUUUAAUUUCUUAAAAUUAAAAGAUCACGUAUCAAAAAUUCCAGAUGUAGAUUUACCAAAUUUUGAGAGUACUUCCAUAGAGGAUUGUAAAAAGAACCUUCUGCGAGCUCUUGGCGAUUUUGUAAUCCGUAAAGAGAAGAUUACAUCUAGUUAUACUUAUGAAACGUUAACCACCAUUACCUUCACCAGACCUUCUACUUACAUAAGAAUGCAUCAAAUACCUAAAAAUUCAUGA
Molecule: messenger RNA, 1038 nt
Organism: Patella vulgata (common limpet)
Lineage: Eukaryota; Metazoa; Mollusca; Gastropoda; Patellidae
Exons: 5
Coding region: 1-1038 (345 amino acids)
Source: RefSeq, a predicted model, not a curated record